Molecule: messenger RNA, 7097 nt
Organism: Pocillopora meandrina
Lineage: Eukaryota; Metazoa; Cnidaria; Anthozoa; Scleractinia; Pocilloporidae
Source: the annotation of a GenBank genome assembly
CUUUACUUUUGUUUGCAUGUAACUAAAGGACGUGGAGUGGUCAGACAAACAUUAUGUGAUGCUCUGCAGAGAAGUGUUAAUUAUAAAGCCCUAUUAACAUCCGCAUAGAAGCAAGAAAAGAGGGUAUGUAUGGAACCAUAUAGCUAUAAACCUGAAUGGCUUUGAUCAUCCGAAAUUCCAAGUCAAUGAAAGAUCCACAAGAGACAGACUGACCUUGUUAAUUACCAAGAAUAAAACGGAUAUGCGCCAAGAGGAAAAUGCCUCUGGAAUCGCUUGCGAAGAGACUGAACUAGACCAAGCUCUCAAAGAGAUAAUUGAUAAGGAGAAGUUAGCCAACGAAAAAGGCUCCGAAGCAAAGAAAAAAGAAAAGGAAAUAAUACUCUGACAUAUCUCGAGUAAAACUGAACACAAUGUGACCAAACACCUGUAUCUGUGUUCUGCUACUCAUAAUACACCCUUAAAAUGACCGACUUUAAGUGAAGAGUUUAAAAUUUAGAUACAAAAUGCAAUCUUUCAUAAUAGAUACUGUCUUUUAGGUAUAUUUAUACCUGGAAAAUGAAAGUACAUCCAUAGUGAAAGUGCUUACGUGGCAAACUCCAGCCUUAGUAAAUUUUUAUAUACUCAGCGUUUUCCGCGAACUCAGUGCAGUUCAUAUCCAUUUUUCCUACCUUUGAUGCUCAGUCGAGUGAGAAGGGAAAAGUUUCGAGACAAUGGCCACUUUGUUUUCUUAAUCCUAACAGCCUCGGGGUGGCUGAAAGUGGUUUCAGUCGUUCUAAACCUGUCAAAUUAUAACCGAACGACACACACCAAAAGCCACACACUGCAUAAGGGCAAAUAGUCUGUGAGGGAAAUAGCACUUAGGACUAUAUGAAGGUCUUGCAUACACUGGUAGAGAAUAAUUUUGCUUACUUUGUUAAACACGUGGUCAAUUCUCAAAAGCCCUUCAGGCCACUUCGCUUGAAAGCACAUGCAGCUUACGACACGAACCAACUCAUGAAACAUAACUAAAUGUUUUUGUCUGUAAUUGAAUAGUAUGGCGGUCUGUAUUUAAAGUCUGAAUUUUAAUGAACACAGGCAGGUUUAACAACUAUGACAAUAACUCUUAGAAAAAUAACUAGUGACAAAAACAUAUAUCCAUUCAUAUCUCGAUGUUUCUACACCUCUGAAUUCGCAGGAACUAGAUUUAAAAUGGACGAUCCGUUCUAGAUAAAGUGUGCCCCUUACUAGCCUCUCUAUACAGUGCAUGUAUGAAAAGCAGAAGAAGAAGCUAUCACGUCACUAAACUCUUCCAAGUUCUGCGGAUCAUAGCAAACUGUAUUCAUGAAUAAAACUGACAGUCUCUCGAGUCAACAGAAGCCUGCAGAGAAACAAAUGAUCGGAAGCUCAUUUUCGAUUCGGGUUUUUGCCUGAGGGUUUUUCUAUUUAACAGUUACACAAAGGAAUUGAAUGCUCAUUGAAAUGUCGUAAUUCGUAAUGCAUAUCAGAAUUAAGUAUUAGGACCUGCUAUUUCUUGAUUAAGAAAAAAGACGCGUGCGAGCGAACACCGUAUAAACGGAAAAUAAAGGCGUCCUAUCAAGCUUUUUCUUCUAUCGUUCCAAGCACCUCGCAGGCUCACCCAUAAGAGUUGCUUACUGUCUAACAGUUUUCUGUCGUCGCAUUUAGUUUUUAGAAGUUCUCUGCGUAAAGGGCAUUUUACAUGGAUGACCUUUCAUUCAUCAAAGCGCCCUUGCACAACUUUCAAGAGAGUAAAUGUAGUCCAGGAAGCCAAUGGAACCAGAUUUGCCCCUGCAACAAAAAUGUGCUUUUUCCAUCUUCUGCGCCAGACAGCCAUGACUGCGAUAUUCUGAAAGCGAGUCUCGAUGGCCAAGGAUACGCCGGUGAAAAACCAUUCAAUCACCAGCGCAACUGAGGUAUGAACAACAAAUUCCUGAAGCAGCUUUAAAAGUGGAAUGUUUUUUAAGUAAGUGAACUGAUACAAAUACAAGACGCCAUUAACAGACACAAUAGCAGUUGAUUCACAUAACAUGCUUAAAAUGGCAAUAUCUGCCAUUAAUCUCUCACGGCGAGGAGUGCGUAAACUUCCCCAAGGAGCUGAUCUUCUUUUUAAGAUCACAUGACAAAUAUGAUCAAUAAAGACCAUGGUGCUUCGUUCUAGAACUUCUACCGCGCCGUGUAUUAUUCCAAGAACAGCGAUGAAUGUGAGGUUAUGAAGUUCUGCCUGCAUUACUCGAAACAUGAUCGCUGAUCCAAAAUACAACGGCACUAGCAAGGUGUACGAGUAUCCUGGAUGAAUAAUUCUCGUCAUGCGCUGAGCGCAAAGUCUUAAGAUUACCUUAAAGAUAACUGCAAGAAGAGGUGAGAAGAGUGCAAUAAGGAGUUUACCAUGUUCAGUUUGCUUUUGGUACAUUGGAUAAAUAAACGAUUUUAUAAAGAAGCCAGUAGAGACGGUGAAGAAGUAGGGUGUUGUCAAUUUUAUAAAUAAACUCGUUCUACUCGACAGGUUCCGGAAGUGAUUUGUUAGAAGAUGAACUGGCCAGCAUAUGCUCAUUAGAAAUAAAACGUUGAGAGUAAUCCUCUGAAUCACAGAAAUAUGAGAUAUUCCAAGGGCUCGAAGGACAACACGAUACACUACAUCCACACAGAAAAGGAAAAAAGCAGCAAGAAAGAGUUUUCUUUUCACACCCUUUAACUGAUACGGUCGAAAAAGAAAAAGCAUUCCUACAAAGAACCACAUAUAAUAAAAAGUAACACUUAUUAAGUCUAACAAUGUUCUGAUCCACUGUGUUUUAACUGAGAUUCUCUCCUUCGAGUGAAAUUUCCAGUGCCUCAUCGGUUCGGAUGAGACGUAGGAGAUCAUGGUAUAAAAAAGGCCGAGGAUAACAGCGGUUAGAAGUGAAAUCAAUGCGCCGAUGUACAUUGAUUGACAAACUGUGCGAAGAACAGAUGGUCUGAAUCGCUUCCAAGCCAUUUCAUCAUCUUCAUCUUCAUCUUCCUGUUCGUCUUCACUCUCUUCUGGUGAGCUUGCAUUGAUGAUCCGAUAUCUAACUCGAGAGUUCCCUACUGACAAGAAAUAAUAAUCGUUGUCCGAUGGCGGUGAAUAUUCCUGAUAAAUAGGUUUAUCAACGGGCUGACAAUUCCACUCUCGACCCUCAGUGCUUAAGCUAUCGUCAUAUCCAAAGAUCUCCACUUCAGGCUCAUCGGUGUCGUAAUGCUCUGUCACGCCGCGUGUGAAGCUGAAUAAAAUACGGGCUAAAACUUCAACCAGAAAACUGUUAUUCAUUAUCCGCGUUAGAGAGUUUCGAGUGAACACUUGAGAUCUUCGAUACCGAACGAAUGUGUUUCGAAUAAGCUCCAGGUUUUUUAUUAUAAUGUUUUGAAAGUGGAAAUGCUAACAAAGGAGAAACAAUUCUCCGACCAUCUGCAUGUUAGCGAAAGUAUUGAUUAUUCCACUUUUUUACUGAAUAUUGAAGAAAAAAAAAUGUUGACGAUUAAUAUCAUUAAUUUAUAAAUUUCCAUCGUUUGAAUUUUUAAACAAAUGCUGUACUCAUCGCUAUAUUAGGCGUGACGUAAAAUUUUGUUUUCUCCGCGGUUUAGCCCAUUGUUCUUGAAUAUCCAUCGCUGAUUGUAGCUCUGAAAGUGAAAUUACUACACCGAAUCAGUUCUACGUCAAUUUUAAGCCGAGUAGGUUGUCCUUAAGGCAAACACAUCUUCGAUGACUUCAAGAUACGUUCCCUAAGUAUCAGUGUCGUAAAAUGUCUCUUCCAAUUUCUUUCACCAUCAUGGAACUUCGCUUCAAAUAGAUACGUGCCGUUUGUCCACGAUUGAAAACGGUUAGAGAGUUUUUGCCAAAUAGGUUCGAAAGCCAAAUGAUAUCAAAUGACCGUGACUCUUUUGCAUGGAUGAAAAACUUCCUUAGCAGAAACACCGUGUCGAAAAUAGGCUUUCGGUUAAUAUUUUGAAGCGAAUGAAAUAGCUCUUACCAACCGAGUUGGAGGUCCGUACUUAUAUAUAAGCUAUGGAACAAUUUUUUUCUGCUCGGAUUUAUAGAUCAAGCUUGAGGCUUACGUAAAAGAACUGAACGCUUGUAAAUUAAUCGCAUGGAACUGUUUAAUUGCCGUAGAAGAUUAGAAAAGUAUGAGCAAACGCAGACAUUAUUUAUUGAGGAUGCGAAGUCCUGUCAUUCUAUACGCGCAUGAAAGGAUACUUUGACAUAUCAAGUGGUUACUUUUUGAACAAAAUUGAAAGAAUUCUGAUGGGGGAGGGAGGCUUAAUGGGCUCUAUGCAUUUUAAAAUGUUCGCUACACUCGCUCAAUCAGUACUGGAUAUCGAUUCACGAUGCACCUGAAAUCAGGAAGAAUAAAAUAAUUUAUUCGACACAUUACGAAAGGUAACGAUGAUCAUUGGAAAAAACUUAAGGCAGCUUAUUUAGAAAUAAUAAAUGAACAUUGGGAAGCUACAGUUAAGUUGACCGAUCUUCGUUAUUUUGACUUACUCCGUAAAUGUUGACCGAACAUCACUGAAGCAGCGAAAUCUAGGAACUCCAGAAGUUCUUACCCUAAAAUGCAAUGGAAGCUUUUUCAAUCCGCCCCCAAGAUUCCAGCAACAAUUUUCCUAACUGUCUACUAUUUACUUCAAUUAACCUUUCAGCUCUGACAAUUUUUUGUCGAAUCAAACAAUUUCCUUCAUUAUAAUGCUUUAAAUUAUUGACUGAAAUUAUAUGUCAACGAGCUGAAGUAUUCAUUCGACCACUAUCGUACGCGGACAAUGAAUAAUAGUUUGCUGAUUGAAGUUGUUGCCUGUGUUUCAUUCAGCUUCACACAAGGCGUGACAGAGCAUUACGACCCUGAUGAGCCUGAAGUGGAGAUCUUUGGAUAUAACGAUAGCUUAAGCAGUGAGGGUAGGUCGAGAGUGGAAUUGUCAGCCUGUUGAUAAACCUAUUCAUCAGGAAUAGUCACCGCCAUCGAACGACAAUUACGAUCUCUUGUCAGUCGGUAAUUCUCGAGUUAGAUUUUGGGUCAUUAACGCAAGCUCACCGGUGUCAAAAUGGCUUGGAAACGAUUCAGACCGUCCGUUCUUCACACAGUUUGUCAAUCAAUGUACAUCGGCGCAUUAAUUUCACUUUUAACUCCAGCCUUCAUUGGCCUUUUAUACGUCAUAAUCUCUUACGUCCCUUACGAUACAUGUGGUCUUUUUGUAGGAAUGCCUUUUCUUUUUCGACCGUAUCAGUUAAAGAGCGUGAAAAGAAAACUCAUUCUUGUUGCUUUUGUCCUUUCCUGCGUGGAUACAGUGUAUCGUGUUGUCCUUCAAGUCUUUCGACUAUCUAAUUCUCAACUUUCUGUUUUUCAGAAGAUUCCUCUCAACAUUAUAUCUCUAAGAAGCAUAUGUUGGCAAGUUUAUCUUCUAACAAAUCACUUCUGGAAACUGUCGAGUAGAGCGACUUUAUUCAUAAAAUUGACGACACCCUAUUGCUUCACUUUCUCAUGAGAUUCUUAAAAGUAAUCUACUGAACUUCACACCUGAAUAUAAUUUCUGAUGCACUCAUGCAAGAAUUCCACGCAGUGAACCAACCCCUGCUUUAGAGUUUAAGGCUCGAAAAGAAUUUUUAAUAGUGACUUUCAAUAUUCCGGCAAAAAUAGACUUAAACCAAUCUAUUCUAAAGUUUUAAAAAUAUUUGCUAGACAAUGUUAGAUGCAGUGUUAGUAAACUUUUGCCCUCUAAGUACAACUGCUGGUGCGCAACUGAAAAGUCCCCUACUUCAUCCUGAGGGGUGGGGUGAGGAUUGAGAAAAGAGGACGCACAAUUGGCUCUAAUGUCUCAUCUUCCAUUUUUAUUUACUUAAUGACUGAGUGGAGGAACCAGAAAGGAGAAUAUUUGACUCGAGAUCCUGACCGAGAGCCAAACAUUUUCCCGUCCUUAAUAUUAUGCGAAAACCUAAUAGGGUAAUUGUUUUAUUAUGCAUUUUUUUGAAACAAUCUGCCAUGGAAGACACUUCUCUAUGAGUUUACAAAAGUUUGAGAACACUUCACGGACGAGGGGCUUGGAAACUAGGCAUACUCAACAUGAUAACCUAAUAUCUGCUGGGUUAUCAUGUCAACUUCACACGCCUAUGUAUACUGUCUCUCAACCAAUCAUAGUUACUCUAAGGUAUAAUAUUCCUUAUCAUUUUGUUAAUGUCAGAGAAGCAAUGGUUGUUGUAUAUUAACAGAGAUUUACAUUGGUGAUAUAAAGUGGUCAGGUGGAAAACCUGCGGUUUGCCGUCCAGCAGUGAACGUGAGUAAAUUUACGGGUAUUUUUACCCAAAAUCCACUUUCGUGAAAGAAAUAUAAUCUCACUUACUUAUUUGAUUGUCAACGUAUUUGUUCUUGGUAUGUUUGUUCUAAAAACACCUGAAAUCGUUUGAUAUAUAUCGUUGUGGACAAGCACCAGCGAGCCGCGUUGAAAUUUCUUGUUUGUGUUUACUGGCUUUUUACCAAGCAAAUGAACAAGGUUAUGAACAUGUUUAAUCACAACCUGCUAUCCCCUUUUUCAUCUUUAAGCACUGAAGAUGUGAUUUGUCUGCAAAAGUUAUUAACAGUAUGCGUUUGGCUUUACUUUUGUUUGCAUGUAACUAAAAGGACGUGGAGUGGUCAGACAAACAUUUUGUGAUGCUCUGCAGAGAAGUGUUGAUUAUGAAGCCCUACUAACAUCCGUAUAGAAGCAAGGAAAGAGGGGAUUUAUGGAACCAUAUAGCUAUAAACCUGAAUGGCUUUGAUCAUCCGAAAUUCCAAGUCAAUAAAAGAUCCACAAGAGACAGACUGACCUUGUUAAUAACCAAGAAUAAAACGGAUAUGCGCCAAGAGGAAAAUGCCUCUAGAAUCGCUUGGGAAGAGACUGAACUAGACCAAGCUCUCAAAGAGAUAAUUGAUAAGGAGAAGUUAGUUAACGAAAAAGGCUCCGAAGCAAAGAAAAAAGAAAAGGAAGAAAAAGCAGCUGCAGAGGAACUCAGAAAAACAGCUAUGGAACGUUUAGGGCACACUCAAAAAAGGAAUUCAGAAGGCGAAAGCGACAGAGCCCAAGCAAAAAAGAGUAGAAGGAGAUCUUUUGAUGUCGUGCCUUAA